Messenger RNA from Lampris incognitus (smalleye Pacific opah), 1408 nucleotides. RefSeq names its product N-acetylglucosamine-1-phosphate transferase subunit gamma (gene gnptg). Gene Ontology annotation, cellular component: Golgi apparatus. The record is from RefSeq and is a predicted model, not a curated record. Bases 126 to 1040 code for a protein of 304 amino acids. The transcript is spliced from 11 exons. Lineage: Eukaryota; Metazoa; Chordata; Actinopteri; Lampriformes; Lampridae.
UCUAGCGUCAACCUUUCGUAGACAGACAACGCAGCGGCUAUGUCGGAUAGCCGGUCUCUUUCUCACAGUAAACUAUAGUAUAUACGUAUAUUCGUAUAUAUAUUCAUUUAAACAAGAAUUUAAUCAUGCACUUUGUGCCUGAAGGAAUAUAUCCCGCAAUGGGGACAUGGAUGGUCUUCUUAUCCCUUUUCAUUACCCAUGUAUUCGCCGGUAAAAUGAAGAUAGUCGAGGAACCGAACACAUUUGGAUUAAACAAUCCAUUUUUGGCUCAAGGAAGCAGACUACAGCCUAAAGUGACUCCUUCUCCAGUGUCAGGCCCAACACACCUCCAUCGGUUAGCUGGAAAGUGCUUCAGUUACAUCGAGUCAACAUAUAAAUAUGAAUUCUGUCCAUUCCACAAUGUCACGCAGCAUGAGCAGUCAUUCAGAUGGAACGCCUACAACGGGAUACUAGGGAUCUGGCAGGAGUGGGAGAUCGCAAACAACACUUUCACAGGCAUGUGGAUGAGGGAGGGGGAUGCGUGUGGAAAUAAAAACAGGCAAACCAAGGUGGUUCUCAUCUGCGGUGGAAGCAGCAAACUGGCGAGUGUAUCGGAGCCCAGCACCUGUGUGUACACUCUGACCUUUGAGACCCCACUCGUCUGCCAUCCACAUUCUCUGUUAGUUUACCCAACUCUGAGUGAGAGACUGCAGACAGAAUGGGAUGAAGCUGAACAGGCUCGAUACGAGGGUCUGAUUACGGAGCAAGGGUACAACAACUUGCUGAAAGAUAUUUUUGAAGAUGCUGGUUUCUUGAAGAGCCAAAAGGUGAAGGUGAAGCUGGAUGUCAAAGCACCCUCGAAAACACACGACUCCUUUCAGAAAUGCACUGAGGACUUCCUCAAACAGAGGGAAGAAAUUGAGAGCCUGCGCGCCAUUCUCACUCAACACAACAUACCGUUUGAGACAAACGCACGUGAAGUGAAGAGUACCGUCAGUGUGACAGCUCAGAGCCGACACCUGAGAGGAGACACCGGCCUCAUUGCAGAUCAACAGGGAUAACCGGCUUCCUUUUCAAAAUAAUGUUUGUACACGUUUUGAUCGGUGUUCAGUAUUGAAACUGCUGACAUUGGUUAGUGGUAUGACCGUCAGCACGUCGCCGCGAAACUGAACAUUUCAACAACAAGCAUCUCAAGAUAAGUGUGAAGUGAUUUGUGGACCAGUGAAGAAACAUCUUUUGUAAUACAUACUUCCAAAUCUAAAUUGGAUGAAGAUCUGAAAAUUAUUUAUAAUUUAUUGCCCAUCCCUUUGGAGAACUGCAGAGGAACUUUCAAAGCCAGGACUUCAGGACUAUCUACAGGAGUAAAACAGCAAAGGUGACUGUUACAAAGAUUGCCAAUAUGGUUUUGGGUAAUAAAUGAGUACUGUAU